Messenger RNA from Nerophis lumbriciformis (worm pipefish), 4349 nucleotides. Its product is annotated as neural cell adhesion molecule L1.1-like. Gene Ontology annotation, molecular function: protein binding. Gene Ontology annotation, biological process: cell-cell adhesion. NCBI's taxonomy places the organism in Eukaryota, Metazoa, Chordata, Actinopteri, Syngnathiformes, Syngnathidae. The record is from RefSeq and is a predicted model, not a curated record.
CGGCCAAUGAGAGCACGGAGGAGAGGAGGAGGAGGAGGAGAAGGAGGAAGGAGACGGGCGUGUUUUAUGUGUCGCUGCAGUGUUCACGCCUGACGAAGAAGAGGCAGCAGAAAGACGGGAGAGAGAACACCUGCAGAGCAUCAGAGGGUCAAGUGACAUCAAAGGCCAGGUGACGUGGUGAGGAGUGAGUGGAUGACACUGAGACAUGUGUGUGUCGCAGCACUGCCACUUCCUGGGCUCCAGCCCCGUCCCCCCUCUGGCCCUCCUCCUCCUCCUGCUCUCCACGCUGGCUCAGGGAGUCCUGGUCAUCCCAGAAGGCUACAAAGUGACCAACAUUACACAACCACCCGUGCUGACAGAGUCUUUAGAGGCCAUGACAACAUUCACUGCGUUCGCUGCUAGCGACAUCCAUCUUCCCUGUGAGGCCUCCGGCAACCCAACGCCCACCAUCCGCUGGGAAAAAGACGGCAGGAUGUUCAGGUCGGAGCAGACAGGAAGUGGAGCGCUGACGGUCGGCGCUGACGAGGUGCUGGAGUCCUACCAAGGAAUCUACCGCUGUUACGCCGCCAACGACCUGGGCACCGCCAUGACACACACCUGGCGUGUCAUCGUGGAGCCUCAGCCAGUGCUGAAGAAGCAGUGGAAGUUGCUGAAGAGACCGCUGGAAGGUGAGAGCAUCAUCUUGUCCUGCAAACCCCCGCACAGCUCCAGCCCCACACACAUCCACUGGAUGGACAAGAGGAUGGUGCACAUCAAGCAGAGUGACAGAGUGAUGGUCGGCCUCACUGGAAACUUGUACUUCUCCAACCUGCUGAGGAGCGACAGCAGAGACGAUUAUGUCUGCAACGCUCAGUAUUCUGCAGCCAGAACUAUGCUGCCUGACACCGUCAUCUCCCUCAAUGUGCAGCCCAAUAACGAUAUCUCUAUGGGAAAGCCGCCUCAACUCUUGCACCCCAGCGUCCCCCACUCCUCGGUUGUAGCGCUCAGGGGCCAAAGUCUCACCUUGGAAUGCAUCCCUGAAGGCCUCCCGACUCCAAAGGUGGAGUGGACCAAGAAGGACGGCAACCUGGACGAGAGCAACGGCCAUGGGGAAAACCACAACCGCUGGCUCUCUUUUGACAGCAUCAGCCAGAGCGACGACGGCGAAUACGAGUGCCGGGCGUUCAACGCCCACGGCUCCACCACGCACUCCUUCACCGUGACCGUGGAAGCUGCUCCUUACUGGGUCAAGGAGCCUCAGAACCUGCGCUACGCUCCUGGAGAAACCGUCAGACUGGACUGUCUGGCUGAAGGCAUCCCGACUCCCAACAUCACCUGGAGAAUCAACGGCCAGUCGCUCUCAGAGGUGGAUGCAGACCCUCGCCGCAGCGUCUUGGACGGCGUCUUGAAGCUGCUGGACGUGGAGCUGCAAGACACGGCCGUGUAUCAGUGUGAGGCCGCCAACAAACAUGGCGCCCUUCUCAUCAACGCCUACCUCCAUGUUGUCGAGCUCCCCCCUCAGAUCCUGUCCUCAGACGGGGUCGUGUACAAAGUCACCGAGGGCGGAACCAUCAAGCUGUCCUGUAAAACCUUCGGCUCGCCGCUGCCUCACGUGGCGUGGGAGGGCAAGGACCCGGACCCCCUGCUGUCGAACCCUCGUGUCUCCCUGCUCACCGACGGGACGCUGGAGGUGUCUGACGUCGGUUACGGCGACAUAGGCGUGUACAGCUGCUUCAUCAAAAACACCAACAUCUCUAUCGACGCGCACCUGAAAGUGUUCAAUGGGACGGUGAUUCUGGCGGGUCCGCAGGAUGUGCGAGCGCUGCGGGGUGGGAGCGCUUUGCUGGACUGUCAUUUCUACAAGGACCCCAGACUGCUCCGCUACACCAUCGUCUGGAGGAAGGACGGACAAAAACUGCAGGACUCGUCCCUUGAUGACAAGUACACCUUCUUUGUCAACGGUACUCUGCAAGUGACGGAUGUCCAAUCAAAAGACAACGCUGAGUAUUCCUGUGAGAUCAUCACAGAGGUUGAUCAGGCGACCGCCAGCGGCUCCGUCACAGUCAUAGCCCGUCCAGACCCGCCUAAGAAUCUGACUCUGUCUGACGUGAAGGACUACAGUUUGACUCUGAGUUGGAUCCCCGGUGGCUCCCACAACAGCCCCAUCACAGAGUUCCUGGUGGAGGCAAAGGAGGAGCAGUUGUCACAGAGGCAGGAGGACGACAUGUGGAAGUGGGAGGUGAUGGAACAAGUGCCGGGCAACUUUAACCACCGACAGCUGUCCCUCCGCCCUUUCUGCAAGUAUGCCUUCCGGGUCAUCGCAGUCAAUGCGCUCGGUCCCAGCAACCCCAGCCAGACCACACACUUCUACAGCACGCCCCCUGCUGUACCAUACACAAAUCCUACCAAUGUGCGCAGUGAGUCCUCCGACAAGGGAACUCUGGCUAUUAUGUGGGAUGAGAUGCCCAGAAGAUCACACAACAGCGAGGGCUUCCAGUACAAGGUUUUAUGGAGGGAGGAGGGUGGCAAGAGUGUUCAUUGGAACCACGGCCACGCCAAGUCUCCGCCCUUCUUGGUGAACAACACGGGAACAUACGUGCCAUUUGAGAUUAAAGUCCAAGCCGUCAACUCACUGGGUGAAGGACCUACAAUGGAGGCUGAGAUCGGAUAUUCUGGAGAGGAUGUUCCUGAGGAAGCUCCCAGUGGAGUCUCAGUCACAGUGAUGAACAGGACCGUUGCUGUUAAGUGGAAUGAAGCCCAGAACGUUAGAGGCCUUCUUCUGGGAUACAAGAUCUAUAUCAAGAGGCAUGGUCCACAAGGGGGUCGGGGCCGACGGUCACCUGGGGAAAAGAACCACUGGCAGGAAGACAGGGAGCGAGAAGGAAGAUGGGAUCAAGCCAAGGAGGAUGAUAAGGUGGUGGUGGUCCUGGGAAAUAAGAAGUCAGAGGAAGUGACAGGGCUGCAGCUUUAUUCUCAGUACAAGCUUUCCGUCGCGGCCUUUAACAGCAAAGGAGAGAGCCCUCCUUCUGCGGCAGUCCACUUCAGCACCCCAGAAGGAGCUCCCGGACCUCCAGCGUCGCUAACAUUUGAGAGCCCAUCAGAAAACUCUAUUAUUCUCUACUGGACCCCCCCAGUGGAAACCAAUGGAAAUCUGCUGGGAUACGUGGUGCAGUACCAACAAGAGGUGAAGAGCAGAGAUAGUCCGCUCCAGAUAGAGAUGAUCGGUGAUCCCAAUGUGACCCACCUUGUGUUGGACACUCUGAGCCCUCAGGGCUAUUACAACUUCAAGGUGAUUGCUCGCACCGCCGCAGGGGAAGGACAGCCUAUCACAAAGAGGAACGCCACCCUCUUUGACGGAGUUCCCCCGUCAAACAUCACCAUCACGCCAAGUAACAUGGCGUUCAACUUAAGCUGGGUACCUGGAGAGCGAGAGAGGAACCACGGCUUCCACAUCAGCUUUCUUAGGAAGAGUGCUGGUGUUCAGUGGGAGAAGUCAGAAAUGGUGAACUCCACGCAGGCGUUCUACUCGCUGACGGGCCUUCAGCCAGGAACUGAGUACCACCUUGUGGUCAUGCAUGGGAACUACACACAGUGGGAGUCAGCAGCAUGGACCUUAGGACCUGGGCCCUCGGAGGUGAGCGGCGGCUUUGCCACUCAGGGCUGGCUCAUCGGACUCAUCAGCGCCAUAGUGCUGCUCAUCCUCAUACUGCUCAUCCUCUGCCUCAUCAAGCGCAGAAAGGGCGGCAAAUACGCAGUGAAGGACAAGGAAGACAAAGAGGUGGACUCGGAAGCUCGGCCAAUGAAGGACGAAACCUUCGGAGAGUACAGAUCGUUGGAGAGUGACACAGACGAGAAGCGUUCCCACAGCCAGCCGUCCUUGUGCGGUGACAGCAAACUGGGCAGCGACGACUCGCUGGCCGAGUACGGCGACAGCGUGGACAUCCAGUUCAACGAGGACGGAUCCUUCAUCGGCCAGUAUAGCGGCCGCGGCCCCGCCCCCCACGCCAACGAGAGCUCCGGCCCCGCCUCCCCAGACAACACGGUCCCGCCUCCCCCCAUCGCUCCAUCCAUGUCCACCAUCCUCAGCCGGCCCACUUAAACACACACACACACACACACACACACACACACACACACAUACACACACACACACACACACACACACACACACACACACACACACACACACUCACACACACAGUCUGAAUACAUUCCAUGUCGAUGCAGAUGUUUACACAACGUUUCGCCUUUUCUAUGCCAAGUUUACACACACACACACACACACACACACACACACACACACACACACACACACACACACACACACACACACACACACACACACACACACACACACACACACACACACA